AUGGCGACUUAUGGUGAGCGAGCUUUAAAAUUUCGUAACGAGACGGCAAGAAAAUUAUUUGAAGUAGUAGAGCGUAAAAAAACCAAUUUAAGUUUAGCGCUUGAUGUUACUACAAAAAAACAGUUUCUUGAGGUGGUUGAUAAAGUUGGACAGUAUAUUUGUUGUUUGAAAACACAUAUUGAUGUUAUAACAGAUUUCGAUCAAGAUCUAAUUGAUCAAUUACAAAAGUUAAAAGCUAAACAUGAUUUUUUGAUUUUUGAAGAUAGAAAAUUUGCAGAUAUUGCAUCAUCAUCAAGUCCUAAAUGUCUUAACAACAAUACUCCUGAAAGAAUAAAUGCUGUUGGGUUGGCUUUAUUAUCUCCUUGA
Messenger RNA from Entrophospora sp. SA101, 366 nucleotides. NCBI's taxonomy places the organism in Eukaryota, Fungi, Glomeromycota, Glomeromycetes, Entrophosporales, Entrophosporaceae. The record is from the annotation of a GenBank genome assembly.